CAGCUAGUGCUAAUAUUUCUCUUACAGUUUAUGCUACUCCAAGUCCAGUAGUAGAGAUAAAUCUAGUAACUAUGGGUAUUGCUGAACCUGGUGAAGAAUACAUGUUAAAUUGUACAGUGACAGUUGUUGAUAGACUCAUAGUCUCACCAGUGAUAACAUGGACUAAGAGAUCAGCUAACAAUGUUAUUAGUGUACCUCCAGUUCUUAUGACUCUAUCUAAUGUAAUGAGUUCUCUUUAUUUGAGAUUUUCUUCUCUCAAUACUUCUGAUGCUGGUCUGUAUACUUGUGAAGCCUCCAUUAAUGUUAGUCAGAUAUCCAUGGUAGCAAGUAAUCACACUUCAGAUUUACCAUUAGACAUUCCCAAUCCAUCUGUUGAUGUGAGUCUAUCAAGAGAGGAUUAUUUCUUAGCUGGCAGUAACCUGAUACUAACAUGUGAUAUCAGUGUUGAUCCUAAUGUUGACACACCAUUCACUGUUGAUGUAACCUGGAACAUAACUGAUCAACAGAUCAUGAAUCGUGUUAAUAUCAGCUCCGUUAUGAUGGGAUCAAGUUUUAAUGAGUAUAGGUCAAUACUUAAUUUCACUACAUUGAGCAGUAUUGAGGAUUCAGGAACAUAUACAUGUAUUGUUACUAUAGUACCAGCUCCAGCUGCUUAUGAACAUGUUAUGACUUCUGAUACUAAUUACAUGAGUGUUAACUUAACUGUUACUGAUCCAAUUAUUGGAAGUUUUUCUGCUUCCCCUGACUCAUUUCUUAGUCUGGAGACAUCAUGUCCUGAUUCAGACCCAUAUGAUAACUUCACUCUUACCUGUACAGCCACUAAACCAACCAUAGUAAAACCAAACCUGGUAAUAGCAUGGACACAUAAUGGUACAAUAGAAACUGGUACUGUGACUACUACUGGAGAGGAUACUAUGACUACCACUGUUACUAAUACAUUGAGUUUUAAUGCCAGUAGGCCUUCUGAUUCUGGUACUUAUAGAUGUACUGCUAGUAUUACUAUACCUGAUUCAACUGGUAUCACUACUAGUGAGGAAAGCACUGUGACUAUAAGAUCCCCGGCCCUACCUGUUCCUGCUAUUAAUGUAACAGCUACUCCAGGAACAACUACUGCUGCUAUAUCAUUCAUAAUACCUAACAUUACCUAUACACCUGAAACCUACAGUGUUAAGUAUACUGGAGCAAUCUUACAAACAACAGAAGCAACUUCUAUCAUAAGAAUGAGCCCUGAUGACAUCACUGCAAUUAACCAAGAAUUUACAAUCAUGUUAAAUGGUCUUGAGGAAGAUAACACUUAUGCAUAUACAGUUGAUUCUACCAAUUGUCUUGGUACCACUAGUACUGUAGAGAUGAGCUUCAGAACACUUCCAACAUUGCCAGUGGCUCCUCCAAUGGAUUGUACCAAUAUAACAUUCUUACCAAGUAAUGUCACACUUAUCUGGACUGGACCAACGCUAAUAGAUCAAAAUGGAGUACCAGUUGGUUAUAAUUUAACAUGUAUAAAUACUAAUGGUGUAUCAGUCAAUGGAUUGAGCCCAACACAAACUUCAACAAACACAAUGUUCACUAUUACUGAUGUUAUGCCUUUUACUAGUCGACCCGAGUUUGGUUCACUACCUCCUCGUCCAACUAAGGGUGUAAGAUUGUUUCUUGGUGAGGAGAAUGUGACUAUUGCUAAUUUCUCAAUGAUAGCUGCUGGCCUGUUUCAUGAUAAAGAUGUAGAUAGGCCUGAUGGUAUUGCUACUAAUAGUCCUAUUGGUCCUGAUGGUCAGAAUGAUGGUUUGUGGUGUCAGAGUUCUCUUAAUCAGAAUAUGAUAGGAACAUGGUAUUAUUCUGAUGGAACAACUGUACCAUCUGGUUCUACUGAUGGUAACGAUGAUCCUAGUCCUCUGUUUGCUAACAACACUGCUACUGGUCAAAUUGGUUUGUUAAGAAAUGGAGGAAUAGCAAGUGUUCAAGGACUAUACAGUUGUGUUAUACCAAAUGAAGAAGGAAUUGAUCAGACAUUGUAUGUUGCUGCUUAUGGUAAUAACGAUUUUAUUAGAAAUGAUGAAUAUCCAAUGAUUGAUGGCAGUAGUCCCUCCUUCCAGCUCCUCUCAUCAGUUGAUGCUGAUCCUCCAGUGUUUAGUUUAUCAUUUAAUGUCACUAAUAGAUCACCAACAAUAGUCACUUGCUCUGUUGAUAAUGGAAACCAGUUUAAUGUAUCUGAUAGUGAUCUGAUACGUACUGUAACACCAGUUAAUAAUGAUGUACAAGUACAAGUAUCAGUAAUAUUUAGAAUGAGAGUGUCUGGCCUGUAUAAAUGUUUUGUUACUGCUGACAGAAUUAAAGCUACACCUUUAGUAUCUACUAAUAUGACAACAAGGAAUGUUACUGGUAGUAACUGGAUCUCCAUCAAACUUGACCUACAGCAAAAAUAG
This is a messenger RNA of Amphimedon queenslandica, 2420 nucleotides long. Its product is annotated as mucin-17-like. The transcript has 11 exons. NCBI's taxonomy places the organism in Eukaryota, Metazoa, Porifera, Demospongiae, Haplosclerida, Niphatidae. Gene Ontology annotation, molecular function: protein binding. The record is from RefSeq and is a predicted model, not a curated record. Gene Ontology annotation, biological process: cell-cell adhesion. Bases 72 to 2420 code for a protein of 782 amino acids.